AUGGGUACCCGCACAAAUGCUCACAGGAACGAUGGGAAGAGAGCCGCGCUGAGGGAGGAGAUCCUGCAGCACCAAAGUGGUGCGCACUGCAUCCGGCGGGACGACGGUCGCGCCGGGCGGCAUCGAUGGCACCUGGUGCUUGGCCCUGCCAGCCUGAACAUGAACACGAAGAUGAGCAGCCGUCGCAUCAAGACCCACCCGAUCACGCGCAAGAAGAACAGCUUGACGAAGCCCGUGGGAGCGAACACCGUUCCCAGACUGCAGACGAGCGUGCAAAGCAAGUCCUUGGCACAUAUUUUUAGCAUUCGCAUGAAGAGCAGCAGGCACAGCGAUGAAACGGUGGCCACGAGGAGGAACAUGCAGAAAACCCAGUCGGCGAGCACGCCGAGCACGCGCUUCGCGAGCCGUCGACGAACGCUGGUGGGCCAUCUCAGCCGAUGA
This is a messenger RNA of Prorocentrum cordatum, 441 nucleotides long. The record is from the annotation of a GenBank genome assembly. NCBI's taxonomy places the organism in Eukaryota, Dinophyceae, Prorocentrales, Prorocentraceae.